Molecule: messenger RNA, 3923 nt
Organism: Dreissena polymorpha
Lineage: Eukaryota; Metazoa; Mollusca; Bivalvia; Myida; Dreissenidae
Product: receptor-type tyrosine-protein phosphatase mu-like
Exons: 19
Coding region: 28-2193 (721 amino acids)
Biological process (GO): protein dephosphorylation
Molecular function (GO): protein tyrosine phosphatase activity
Source: RefSeq, a predicted model, not a curated record
GAUUGCAACCAGACUUGUGGUCAUUGCAUGAAUCGCGCACCAUGUGACCGUGUUAGUGGCCAGUGUGAGAGCUGUCUUGCGGGAUACACGGGGAACUCGUGUGAUACACUUGUUGAAGAAUCGAGUCAGUUUCCAGUGAAGCUAGUAUCUGGAGUUUCGGCUGGGAUGCUCAUUCUUCUGGUGGCGCUCAUUAUGACAGUGGUUUUAUUGAUAAGAAAAAGAAAAGGCAAACGGACCCAAGAACAUUCGAAUGUACUAUCAACUGUUCGCGAGCCAAUUAGUAGCGUCCAUGACGAACCGCAACAACUGGCCGCCGCAAAGCCUAAUAAUGAGCAAAAUUGUUCGCCACCAACAUCAGCAGAGUCGGUUACAACAAUGUUCAUUCAAGAACCGGUAUAUUCGAACAUGCAGGACUUACCGCCCGUAGAGUCAUCGGGAACCACCAUCGCCCUGUCCCAGCUGCAGGGAUAUGUGAUGUCAAAAAGCGCGGAUGAGCCCUUCUUUGACUUAGAAUUUAAGAAAAUCCCAUACGGGAUGCAACACCCAGCUACUUCUGCAACGGCGCCAGUGAAUGCGGGGAAGAACCGAUACAAAGAUACGUGUGCCUAUGACCACUCUCGUGUUGUGCUGAGCACUGUGGAUGGCAAGGAAUGCAGUGAUUACAUCAAUGCUUGCUUCAUCGAGGGAUUCUGCAAGAAGCGAGCUUACAUUGCAUCACAAGGUCCCACGGAGGCUAUGAUGGACGACUUUUGGCGAAUGAUUUGGCAAUAUGACGUCUCUACCGUAGUCAUGGUAACAAACCUCGUAGAAAUGGGAAAGAUGAAAUGUUUGCGGUACUGGCCUCUUGAAGUUGGUUCCCAGAAAGAUUUUCAAGCACUCACAACAAAUUUGAUCUUUAUGGAGGAGUUCACAGACUUCACAGUUCGGAGGCUUAAAUUGUCACACCAGGCCAAACCAAGUGUCUCUCGUGUGGUAACCCAAUUUCAUUACACGGCAUGGCCCGACAAAGAUGUGCCCGCUAGCACUUCGAGCCUCUUGCACUUCUGGCGUAGGAUCAGGGCCCACGAUCCCGACAAGAAGCAACCAUGGGUCGUUCAUUGCAGCGCCGGUGUUGGUCGCACAGGAACAUUCAUCGCCACGGACAUACUGAUAGACGAGGGUCAGGCAAGACAGACUGUCGAUAUCUACGCCUGUGUGACCAAGUUGAGACAGCAGCGAGUUAACAUGGUUCAAACAGGGAGCCAAUAUAAAUACUUACAUAGACUGAUGGUGGAAUACCUGACUCUUCGCAGUCAGUUCGUGUCCAACAAUGAGAUUGCCAAUUAUCAAAACACCCUUCUCCAAGUCGACCAAAAGCUAAACAAAACUGGACUGGUUUUACAAUAUGAGACAGAGGCAUCUUACCACACACUGGAGUUUGCUGGGUCUAGCAUCAAAGGUGACGAGGGAGAUCCUUAUUCAUUUGGUACCAUGCCUGAAAACGCGAAAAAAAACAGAUUCGAUGCCAUACUACCGAAUAACCGAUAUCGAGCGAUGUUGACUGUUCCUGUGGAUGGAAGAAAUGACUACAUCAACGCUGUCUUCAUGCCGAGCUACAAGGUGGACAACAAGUACAUCCUUACUCAGAAGCCCCUGUCUGACACUGUGGAGGACUGCUGGAGACUCAUAGAGAGCAGGGACAUCAGUCUGGUGGUGACAUUCCCCGAUGAGGGAAAUGAACAGAACGGUCGAAUGUUUCCUACUAAAGGGUCAAUCACUGUGGGCCCCUUCAACAUCAUGUUCAUCACGGAACAUUACGAAGAGGACUAUUUUGUUUCAAGAGUCUUCAAAGUUCAAUACAUGAGGAAGGAGAGGACGGUAACGCAGCUGCUGUACCAGAAGUGGCCCAGGCGCCAGAUGGCACCGCCAAAUGUCGGUGAAUUUCUGAUGUUAAUGGACGCUGUGGAGAAGAGGACAAAAUCUUCAACAGCAUUGAUACAGUGCUUAGAUGGUGCUACAAGAAGCGGCCUGCUGCUGGUACUGUUGUACGCCACGGAAUGCAUGUCCAAGGAUGGGGAAGUGUCGCUGCCUAUGGUCAUCAGGCAUCUUAGAACGAGGCGUCCGCAGCUCAUACCGAACUUUGAACAGUAUCGUUUUUGCUACAGCUUGCUGACACAGUAUGUAGAAUCCAAUGUGACGUACGCCAACACAUAGCGUCGAGAGAGUAUUGAUCUAUGGGUAGUUACUAAUGAAAUCUGGAAGUUGCGGUUUAUGACAUGAUGCACAUAUUAGAACGUGACAUAUGGCGCUAGAUGUAUAUGUUCAUGAAUAUUGCAAGUUUGCACUUAUUACGAUAUAAAUGACUCUCAUGUCUCCACAUUAUCCAACUAGAUUGAAAAACAAUAAAUAACAUUUUCAAAAAUGCUUUUAAAGUUUGGACCCUUGGUUUGUUUGUAAACAUUAUUUGGCCUACAUACCAUAUAAGACUGCAAUAGAGAAUGUCCUCAUUGAGCUACACAAAUGAUGGAUCCUGGAUUGCAUUUGGACUACCUAGUAUUAAUUCAUGUUUAUUUACUUUAUUGUGAAAUAACUUCUGUGUUUUGAUUUGAUUUUUAUGUUUCAUUUCUUGCAUUAUAAACAGUAUUUCUUUUUAACUUAUAUCAUUGAAUAGUAUACAAUUACUCUUGACACAAACAACUCAAGCUUUUGAUUGUAAACAAAAACAGCAUCCAUGUGUGAGAUGACGCAAGAUUGGGGCUUUACAAACAUUCUCUAAUGAUACAACUAUAUGUACGGAAUUUAAAUCACUAUUAUGAUCAGAAAUAUCACGAAGAGUCCAACAGUUUUGGGGAUUUAUAUAAAGUUUAUAUCAAGUUAUAAGAACAUGUUCGGAUGUGUUUGACAAAUUCAACAUCAUUUAGGCACUUUACAAUGCGGUCUACUGGCAUUUAGAGUUAGGUUUAGUGUACCGUUUUCAUACAACAUAUACACACCAACUUGGUAUUUAGAUGGUGCACAUGACGAAAAUGAACUAAGCAUAUUUGCAAAUAAUAUUUCGUUCAUAUUAAAUGUUCAUAUUAAGUAAACAGUUGACAUUGCAAAGAUUAUCAAAAAGUGUGUUUAAAAACAACGCAUAGUGUUCACAAAAUAAAAUAUGUCGUUAAAGGUUGUUCAUAUUCCCAUGGGGUCAAAAUUGGCCACAUUUCGGUGGUCUCGUGGUAUUUAGCAUCUUUUUUGUGCCUUUUUCAAUGAGUUGCCGGCAAAUUAUUCCCCUUGCAACAUAAAUAUCAAACCCGGGGACAAACGUGAUUUAUAUGAAUCUGAUCAUCAAAUUUAUUUCAGCUAUCGAGAAACAUUUGCUUGUUGUUUUUGUUUUUGUGUUCAUCCACUGCGCUUGAGCAAAUUUGGUGUACAAUUUUCAACUUGAUUUUGUAUAAAUGGAUAAGAGUUUUUAUUUAUGAUUUUAUAUUGUGCUUAUAUUUGCUUCAGUUAUACUUCUGCUGAUUUGGCUUGCAUCUACCCAUAUAUUGGUCAAAUGGUAAUUGACUUGAAAUGUAUUCUCUAUUACUGCUAUGAAAUUUGAAUUGUGAUUGUAUGAGGUUAACUGUUAUGUUAAUGUUAAUGUUUUGCAAAUAACUCUGGGCUAACUAUUAGUUUUCGAGCUCAUUAAAAUCGGUUUGAAAACACAAUGCUUCGAAUUGACCGCUCCAAUGUGGGGAUCCCGUUAUUAGAAUAAAUAAUGGACCACAUGCUAUGAUAAGAUAUUUUCCUUCUGGUGCAGCUGAAGUUAUAGUUUGUAUAUAUUUCAACCAAAAUAAAAUAUUAUAAAGGAAUGCGGUUGAAUCCACGUUCGAAGCCCUUUAAUAUGCAUUUGAAUUUCAAAUAUAUGAACUUGUUUAAUGUGUAAUGUAUAUUUUAUUAUUUGCUUUCUCAAAAUAAAAUUU